AUUACCGAAUUUCUCGGGCAUUGUGUGGAAAAAUUGCCGUGUGCGCCGUGUGUAGUGAGAGAUACCAAUCACAAUACCGGGCGCGUGUGUGUGUGUGACGCAGUGUGGGCGUAGUAGGUUGGAACUUGGAAGUGGUUUGAAGUUACAGUAAGGAAACCUCUCGGUUUAUGAUAAAUUAAGUAUUUCAUUCUUGGUUCAGGCUUGUUUGGACAUAACCAGUCACUUCAUCAACAGGGAACUGUCAUGUCUUCCAUGGCAAUUCUUGCAAUUGUUGCUUUAUGCUUAUGGUUGGUGGUAAAGUUUCUGAACUUGCAAAGCUCUCCAUCCAUACCUUCCAUAACAUGCAAGGACCAGAAAUUCUGUGAGAACAUUAUCAAACACUGCCCAGAUCUGCUGAAACCGUACGUGCCCACGCCGCUGUGGGGCCUCUCGGGCCACCUGCAGACCAUCGUGCACGCCGUGGUGGGCCGCGUGCGCACCCGACAGCGCGAGAGUGUGCGCCGCUUCUCCCGUCUGGCGGACGGCGCCACGCUCACCUGGGACGAAUGGACGCCGCUGGACGAGCACCCGGCCGCAGGCGACUACACGAUCGCCGUGUGUCCGGGUAUCGGCAACUCGAGUGAGACGGUGUACAUCUGGUCGUUUGUGCACUACGCGUGCAUGCACGGCUACCGGUGUGUGGUGCUCAACCACCUGGGCGCGCUGCGCUCGGUCAAGGUCACCUCGCCGCGCAUCUUCUGCUACGGUCGUACUGAGGAGCUGGACGUGAUGCUCAAGUCGCACGUGACGCGCUACCCGACCACCCAGAUGGUGCUGGUCGGCUUCUCCAUGGGCGGCAACAUCGUCACCAAGUACAUGGGCCAGCCGGGCGUUCGGCGCGCGCCCAACAUACUCGGCGCCGUGUCCAUCUGCCAGGGAUAUGACGCCCAGAGGUGCGUGAGCUCGCUGCUCUGGUGGCGCGAGUUCCGCCGCUUCUACCUGCACAUGAUGACCGAGAACAUGAAGAGCAUCAUCAUGCGCCACCGCGGCGUGCUCUUCACGGAGGACGCCAAGGCGCGGCACCAGCUGGACGAGCGCAAGGUGUUCAUGGCGGCCACACUCAGCGAGUUUGACGAGGCAUACUCAAGACGUGUGAACGGCUACAAGACGCUGGAGGAGUUUUACCGUGACAACAGCUCUCUGACCUUCCUCGACGGCAUCGACGCGCCGAUGGUGUUCAUCAACUCGCGCGACGACCCCAUCGUGCCCAGCGUUAUACUGGAGGACGUGCGCCGGCACUGCAAGAGCCACGACCGGACUCUGCUGGUGGAGACGGAGCACGGCGGCCACCUGGGCUUCUACGAGGGCGGCUUCCUGGUGCCCCACUCGGUGACCUGGAUGGACCGGCUGGUGGUACAGAUGGCUCACAGCCUCGUCAGCGGUGCCUGAGCCGCCGGCGGGCCGCGUGGGCCGACCUGACCUGACCCGACCUGACCGGGAGGGCCCCGACGGCCGGGCGGGUGCGGGCCGACCUCCCGCAGCCAGGCAGCGAACCUCGCGGCGCUCGGGCCGCCACAGCCAAAUUCCGCGCACUUCCAGAUAGGUAGCGUGAAGCGCGUCUCAUCUACUAGUCCUUGUAAUGGCAGGAUCCGCUGGAGAUGUGUGUACAUUGAAAAACCGCAGGCUGGUUAAUCUCUGAGCUUCAGUCUCAGUGGUAUAGGGUGCAUUGGUUUCACAUGUUACUCCAGAACGCACAAGAAACGCAUUAUUUAUGAAUGCUUUGUUUGGGUUGCACUGAGUCUGUUUCGCCUAUGGCUGCCAUGACAUGAAAAGCGUGCUUUUAGUGCGACUUCGCCAUCCUGAUGUGAUAUUGAUUGUGUUAAUCAGAUAAAUUGGCUUAUAGUGCAAUGUUUCAUCUGGUUUCUCUUCUUGCUCGUAAGAUCUGCUGCAUUUCGGGAACAAUGCACAAAGUUCACGCUCAUAGGGCAUUUGAAUGUGGCACCUUUCGUUUUGCUCUCGCCUGGUUCUUCUUUGAUUGCACCAGUUUCAAGCUUGCUAAUGUGCAGCGCACAAUCAGUCAAUGCUUCUUUCUAAUCGGACGCUUGUUCCUUUUAUUGUCAUCAGUAUGUGCACAUUACCAACGGUGUUAGGCUGCGUGUUUAAGCGACAGCAAUUACGUGUUUUCAUUUAUGUUGAAUACAUAUUUAUCCAUGCUUUC
This is a messenger RNA of Amphibalanus amphitrite, 2197 nucleotides long. RefSeq names its product abhydrolase domain-containing protein 2-like. The transcript is spliced from 8 exons. Lineage: Eukaryota; Metazoa; Arthropoda; Thecostraca; Balanomorpha; Balanidae. The record is from RefSeq and is a predicted model, not a curated record. Gene Ontology annotation, molecular function: acetylesterase activity; monoacylglycerol lipase activity. Gene Ontology annotation, biological process: steroid hormone receptor signaling pathway; sperm capacitation; acylglycerol catabolic process. The coding region runs from base 244 to 1428 and encodes 394 amino acids. Gene Ontology annotation, cellular component: sperm flagellum; sperm plasma membrane.